Molecule: messenger RNA, 4528 nt
Organism: Spodoptera littoralis (African cotton leafworm)
Lineage: Eukaryota; Metazoa; Arthropoda; Insecta; Lepidoptera; Noctuidae
Source: the annotation of a GenBank genome assembly
AGUGAAUCUAUUUUAUUUGCCCAAUCAAAUAGUUGCUUGCUUCUUGCUCCCAUCAUUAACUCUUCUCUGCAUCACCCAAAGGUCAGGCUGGGAGAAAAUGCCUGCGGUAUUAUGUCCACCGUAUGUACACUUUGUGCAUGAAGCUUAAAUAAAUGAAUAAAUGAAAACCUUGUGUUAGCCUGCCGCACGUAGAACUAACCAUUGAAGCUAUCGCAGCUUCAUUUACACAAACUCAAUUUCGACUCUCGUCAAAGAAAGACGUAAAAAGAAAAUAUCAUUAGACAAAUUCCAUAAAACUAUGUUUUAUUAGAACUUAUAGUACAACGACAUCACCAUUUUACUACUCGAACUGGGUGAUCAUAAAAUGGUUUGUCUAGUCGCAAAACAAAUGAAUCUCUAUUAAGGAGCUGAUAGAGGCGAAUUGAAUUUGAUCAAUAUAAGCAUGGCAGGCGACGACAACAUUUUACAAAAGUAAACAGCUAACGCACAAUAUUUGUCGCCUUUGUUUACGUAUUUUGAUUCGUAUGAAGUUUGCUUUUAACUUAUUUUUUUAGGUAAUUCAGUUUCCAUUACAAACCCAACAAGUAGAUAAGCUAGGUGAACAGAACAGUUACCUUUGUUUUACAGAACAACUUAGGAAUAAUUGAAAUGCGUUUGUAUGGACGUAGUUUACGAUCCCUGUCGUUUCAUUAGCGUUCAUUAUUUUGACACCAAUGCAAUAAAGCUGGCUCGCGAUGUGAUGUGGUGCGGCGGCGGCUCGGAGGCUCAGUAUCAUCUCCGCCGGCGCUGGCUGGCCGACAUGUCCCGCCGGGCCCGCGAGGACGCCCAGAGGCUGAUACUCCCCACAGCCUCUAAGUAACGCACCCCUUGACGCGCCCUCCGGGAUGGGACCGAAUGUAAAUAUAAACCACCGAUCAUAUUUACUUGGGCCGCAAUGGCUCCACAGACAAAAGGACUAUUUCUCCUUUUAUUGUUUUGCGCACUCGGCGGGAGCAGCGGGGACGAUGAGACAGAAUAUUUCGACGUUUUGUCUCUGGUUAGGGACAGCGACGAGCUCCCUGAGGGGAUCACUCGCGUCCCGGGGCGGUGCCAGUCCCCCCUAGAGAACUACACCGACUACACAGCCUUCUCCCUAAAUGAAAAUGCCACCAUGCACAGACUUGCCGCCGGGAUGUUCUACAACACUUUCCCCGAAGAUUUCUCAAUAAUGGCUGUAGUUCGACUACCAGGAACGGAACAGAACCCACUAUUCAUUCUGUACUCGGACGCUGGUGACGAACAGUUGCAGCUGGUAGUCGAUGAAAACAGCAUUUUCGGUAGAUUCACGGACGAUAAUGAGUACCUGCCCCCGUCGCCGUCGCAGACUCCUUUUGAAAACGAACCUGUUGAACCCAUUGAACCCGUGGACUCUCUAGAUCAGACGACUCAAAGAUCUAAACGAGGGGACGAUGAUGAAGCGGAUGGGUCUACGACAACCCUAGCUGUGACGGAGACAACAUACAGCCCUAUGACGACUACAGAAGAUUCAGAUUGGCUCACACAUCCACCGGAAGUUUACGAAGGCAAUUCAACAACAAAUUACGAUUCAUCAGAGACUACUACGACUACGGCAGUUCUGGUACCUACAUGGGUCCUCGAGGAUACCCUGGUCCACCUGGCCCGCAAGGUCCAAGAGCUACAACAAUCGGGAACUGAUAAAGGUCCUGACGCUCAAUCGGAAGCUCUUCGACAAAUGUUCUCACAGCAUAUGGCUGCAAUGCGAGGAGCAGAAGGUCCAAUGGGUCUAACAGGCCCACCUGGUCCAGAAGGUGAUAUUGGUCCUGAGGGGCCAAAAGGAGAACAAGGAGAGCAAGGGGAACCCGGUCAACCAGGUCCACGGGGUCUACAAGGCCCACCAGGUAGAUUGGGACGACGAGGUCACGCAGGAAGGGAUGGAGAAAGGGGAUCGCCAGGAGCUCCCGGAACGAAAGGUGAACAAGGCUACCCGGUCAGCCCGGUAUGCCUGGUGACAAAGGAGAACGAGGCAGUGCAGGCUUGCAAGGCGAACCAGGGACCACGAGGUUUCAUGGGACCAAGAGGUUUUCCCGGACUUAUAGGUUACCCAGGUAUACCUGGUCUUGAAGGGCCACACGGAACAAAAGGUGCUACUGGUCAACCAGGUGCCCCGGGCCCACCUGGACAACCAGGAACAAUUGGUUCUCCAGGCUCACCUGGUCCACAAGGCCCUACUGGAGCUCCAGGGAUUCAGGGCCCUCAAGGGAAACCAGGUAUUUCUGGGUUACCUGGUCCGGAAGGGUCUCCAGGUACUCCUGGAAAUCCGGGUCAACAAGGGGCACCGGGCGACGUCGGCCCUCAAGGUGCUCAGGGUAUGCUCGGAUUUCCUGGUAGUCGAGGAUUGAAAGGAGAUGAAGGACCACGAGGUUUACCCGGUGACAAAGGAGACAAGGGAAUUAGAGAAGGACCACGAGGUGAAACUGGGCCUAUUGGUCCAGCUGGUGAGAAAGGUGCUACAGGUGCUCAAGGCCCACAAGGAUACCCAGGUAGUCAAGGCGAAAAGGAGAUAAGGGAGCAUCUGGAAGGAGAGGCAGACGGGGGUUUAGUUGGACAACAAGGAGAUCGGGGUGAAACUGGACCACGGGGCUACAGGGGUCCACGUGGACGCAGAGGUUCAGACGGGCCUCCGGGGCCAAAAGGAGAUACAGGUCAACCAGGUCCUCCGGGAGCAACAGGCGAGAGAGGACCACAAGGGUUAGAAGGCGUACGAGGAUUCCCAGGUGCUAUGGGCCCCCCUGGACCUGAUGGAAAAGCUGGCUUGCCUGGCCCACCAGGAGAACGUGGACCAACGGGUGAACCUGGUGCAACAGGAUUAACAGGACCCUCAGGCCCUGUUGGCCCACAAGGUCCAAAUGGUGAGCCUGGGCCACCAGGGCCACCUGGUGCUUCAGGCAUACCAGGAACACCUGGUGAUGUGGGCACUCCAGGAGAAGUAGGGAAAGAAGGUCCACCAGGACCACCUGGCCCCGAAGGAAAACCAGGACCAGUUGGAUCACCAGGCCCAGCCGGGAACAAUGGAGAACCUGGAUUGCCAGGAGCAAUUGGAAUACCAGGGGCUAAAGGCGACUUGGGGCCACCCGGUCCCCAGGUAUCAGAGGAGAUAAAGGAGAACCUGGUGAAACUGGCAACGAAGGACCACAAGGACCACAGGGUCGUGAAGGCCCUCGAGGAUCACCAGGACCAGGCGGACAAAAAGGCGAAAUCGGGACCACCUGGCUCACCCGGUAUUCAAGGCCUCCGAGGAGAAGCAGGGCCAGUUGGUUUACCAGGUGAUAAAGGGCCACCUGGUGACGCAGGCCCUCCUGGUCAACCUGGCACAGAUGGCGUUCGUGGCCCUGUCGGGCCCGCUGGGCCAGCUGGACUUCAAGGAGUCAAAGGACAACAAGGCUUUAAAGGAGAUAUGGGAGACCCUGGAGCUUUAGGAGCAACUGGCCCAGCUGGUCCCGCAGGCCCACCUGGACGCAGAGGAGCAAAGGGUGUACAAGGAGAACCUGGACCCCGCGGAGCUGAAGGACAACAAGGAGAUAUCGGUAGCCCAGGACCACCUGGAGCUCCAGGUGUACAAGGCCCUGAAGGAAAAUUGGGACCUAGGGGACCAGUAGGUCCAAAAGGUGAUGAUGGGUUACCUGGAUUACAAGGUGAAACGGACCUAAAGGACCACCAGGCCCAGAAGGUCCUAAAGGAAACACUGGACCUGCUGGAUUUCCGGGUGAACGCGGAGAAACGGGACCACAAGGCAUCAAGGGUGAGCCGGGAUCAGACGGACCUGAAGGAAGCACUGGGCCACCAGGAGCACCAGGGUACAGAAGGGCCAGCGGGUACUCAAGGAAACCCUGGAUUAACCGGAGAAAAAGGUGAUAUGGGCCCGAAAGGGGUUCCUGGCGAACAAGGACCUAAUGGACCACCCGGACCACCAGGGCCAGAAGGACAACGAGGUCUACGAGGACUACCGGGUCCCAUUGGUGAAAAUGGCGCUCCAGGUAUAAUGGGACCUGCUGGUCCUCCAGGCAAGGCGGUCCUCCUGGUAAUCAAGGGCCCAAUCGGACCUCCUGGACCAAAAGGUGACACUGGGCCAGUAGGACCUCCUGGACCUGAAGGUCAACUUGGACCGAAGGGUUCUACUGGACCAGAAGGACGGCCAGGUACUCCUGGACCACCAGGAACCCCAGGACCACCUGGUCCACCAGCUCCAGCGCCACAAAUACCCGCUGAAUUAUUCACAUCAUACACUAGACGGCGUCGAAGUGUGGAGUUGCAAUCUAUGGAGUCCGUCACUGAAGAUACUUUUGAGGAAGAGGAGGACAUAGAAUGGGUAAAAGAAAUCAUGACCGGUGUGUUGUCUGCUCGCGGUGCACUGGAAGCAGCAAGGCGGCCUCGAGGGACCAGGAGUUAUCCAGCAUUGUCUUGUCGAGACCUCAGAACUUCUCACGUCAACCUGACUGAUGGUAAGAGCAAGAACAUCUUGAAAUAUUGA